Messenger RNA from Trematomus bernacchii (emerald rockcod), 1471 nucleotides. Its product is annotated as tripartite motif-containing protein 16-like protein. The coding region runs from base 1 to 1383 and encodes 460 amino acids. The transcript has 2 exons. NCBI's taxonomy places the organism in Eukaryota, Metazoa, Chordata, Actinopteri, Perciformes, Nototheniidae. The record is from RefSeq and is a predicted model, not a curated record. Gene Ontology annotation, molecular function: protein binding.
AUGGCGCAGCAAGGAUUUCAGCUAGUCCAUGAAACAGGUUGCGGUUGCUGUUCGAUUUGUCUUGAUUCACUGAAGGAUCCGGUGACUAUCCCCUGUGGACACAGCUACUGCAUGAAAUGUAUUAAAAGCUUCUGGGACAAAGACGAUGAGAAGGAAGUCUACAGUUGCCCUCAGUGUAGAAAGAGCUUCACACCGAGGCCUGUCCUGGUGAAAAACACCAUGUUAGCAGAUUUAGUGGAGGAGCUGAAGAAGGAACAUAAAGGCCACGACACAGUGUCAGCUGCAGCAGAGAGGACUGAGAGGCAGAGAGAGCUGGAGGGGAGUCGACUAAACAUCCAGCAGAGAAUCCAGGACAGAGAGAAGGAGGUGAAGCUGCUUCAGCAGGAGGUGGAGGCCGUCAAUGGCUCUGCUGAUAAAGCAGUGGAGGACAGUGAGAAGAUGUUCACUGAGCUGAUCCAUCUCAUGGAGAAAAGAAGCUCUGAUGUGAAGCAGCAGGUCAGAUACCAGCAGAAGAGUGAAGUGAGUCGAGUCAAAGAGCUUCAGGAGAAGCUGGAGCAGGAGAUGGCUGAGCUGAAGAGGAGAGACGCUGAGCUGAAGCUGCUCUCUCACACAGAGGAUCACAACCAGUUUCUGCACAGCUACCCCUCACUGUCAGCCCUCAGUGAACCUACACACUCAUCCAGCAUCAACAUCCGUCCUCUGAGCUACUUUGAGGACGUGACGGCGGCCCUGUCAGCAGUCAGAGACAAACUACAGGACGUCCUGAGAGAGGAAUGGACAAACGUCUCACCAACUGAAGUGGAUGUUUUACUGUCAGCAGCAGAUCCCACCACCAGAGCUGGGUUCUUAAAAUGUUCACAAGAGAUCACACUGGAUCCAAACACAGCAUACACACGGCUGGUAUUAUCUGAGGGGAGCAGAAAAGCAACAUUCAUGAAACAACAUCAGUCUUAUUCUAGUCACCCAGACAGAUUCACUGAAUGGCCUCAGGUCAUGAGUAGAGAGAGUCUGACUGGACGUUGUUACUGGGAGGUGGAGCGGAGAGGGGGAGCAGUUGUAGCAGUCACAUACAAGAAUAUCAUCAGAGCAGGGGGGGUGUAUGAAAGUUUAUUUGGAUACAAUGACAAAUCCUGGGCGUUAAUUUGUGAGCAAAACAGUUAUACAUUUAGUUACAACAGUAUCAUCACUCCCGUCUCAGGUCCUCAGUCCUCCAGAGUAGGAGUGUACCUGGAUCACAGAGCAGGUAUUCUGUCCUUCUACAGCGUCUCUGAAACCAUGACUCUCCUCCACAGAGUCCAGACCACAUUCACUCAGCCGCUACAUGCUGGAGUUUUGCUUUAUUGUUAUCAUGGAACCACAGCCGAGUUGUGUAAACUGAAAUAGCCAGAAGUCAUUUGAGGAACUCUUCUACUUCUUAAACUCAUUGUGUGUCCAUCAUUGUUGCUGAGAGCUGAUUGUUCAUGUCUUCACU